Molecule: messenger RNA, 1188 nt
Organism: Solanum tuberosum (potato)
Lineage: Eukaryota; Viridiplantae; Streptophyta; Magnoliopsida; Solanales; Solanaceae
Product: glucan endo-1,3-beta-glucosidase 8-like
Exons: 2
Coding region: 16-1188 (390 amino acids)
Biological process (GO): carbohydrate metabolic process
Molecular function (GO): hydrolase activity, hydrolyzing O-glycosyl compounds
Source: RefSeq, a predicted model, not a curated record
GGAUUAGCACUAGCAAUGGCUCAUAUUAAGUUGUUGUUGAUAUGGGCAUGUUGCUUAGCGCUAUCGACUAGUUUUGCAUAUGGUCUUGGUGUUAAUUGGGGUACACAAGCUGCACAAACAUUGCCCCCUUCAACAAUUGUUCAAAUGCUUAAAGAUAACAAGAUUGAUAAAGUUAAAUUAUUUGAUUCUGAUCAUUGGACUGUUAAGUACUUUGCUGGUACUGGAAUUGAAGUCAUGCUUGGAAUACCAAAUAAUCAAUUGGCAAAAUUUGCUGAUGAUUAUGAUUUUGCUAAGGAAUGGGUGAAAAAUAAUGUUAGUACACAUUUGUAUAAUGGAGGUGUUGAUAUCAAGUUUGUGGCAGUUGGAAAUGAACCAUUUUUGAAAUCAUACAAUGGUUCAUUUUUGAAAUCAACAUUUCCAGCUUUACAAAAUGUACAAAAAGCCCUAAAUUCAGCUGGCCUUGGUGACAAAAUCAAAGCUACAAUCCCACAAAACGCCGACGUUUACGAAUCCGGUAAUUCGGGUCCAUCACAAGGAGAUUUCCGAUCGGACAUAAGGGACCUAAUGCAAAAAAUUUGUAGUUUCUUUAAAGACAACACCGCACCUUUCCUCGUAAAUAUUUAUCCUUUCUUAAGUCUCCACGAAAACAAACAUUUCCCAAUAGAAUUCGCAUUUUUUGAUGGUCAAACAAAGGCCGUACGUGACAAUGGAAUAUCAUACACUAAUAUGUUCGAUGCGAAUUUGGAUACAUUAGUUGUAUCGUUGAAAAAAGCUAGUUGUUCAGGUGUGAAAAUAAUUGUUGGUGAAAUUGGUUGGCCAACAGAUGGAGAUUUAUAUGGAAAUGUUACAUUAGCCAAAAGAUUUUAUAGUGGAUUUUUUAAGAAAAUGGCUACAAAAAAAGGGACACCAUUAUACCCUGGAUUUAUUGAAUAUUAUUUAUUUAGUUUAACAGAUGAAAAUGAAAAAAGUAUUUUACCAGGAAGUUUUGAACGUCAUUGGGGUAUUUUUAGGUAUGAUGGAAAACCUAAAUUUCCAAUGGAUAUUACAGGACAAGGACAUGAGGCAAUGCCUAUUGGUGCAAAAAAUGUUAAGUAUUUGGAGAACAAAUGGUGUGUUUUGAACAAAUAUGCUGAAGAUAUAGGUAAAAUUUUCAACUUAAUCUACUACUCUCUAUUUAUUUAUUUUUGA